Messenger RNA from Ornithorhynchus anatinus (platypus), 2058 nucleotides. RefSeq names its product forkhead box I3 (gene FOXI3). Gene Ontology annotation, biological process: cell differentiation; regulation of transcription by RNA polymerase II; anatomical structure morphogenesis. NCBI's taxonomy places the organism in Eukaryota, Metazoa, Chordata, Mammalia, Monotremata, Ornithorhynchidae. The record is from RefSeq and is a predicted model, not a curated record. The transcript has 3 exons. Bases 1 to 1335 code for a protein of 444 amino acids. Gene Ontology annotation, molecular function: DNA-binding transcription factor activity, RNA polymerase II-specific; RNA polymerase II cis-regulatory region sequence-specific DNA binding.
AUGCUGAGGGCCGAGGGCGGAGGCCGGCCCCGCUCGCCCCCCGCCGCCCCCUCCGACAUGGCCCUCUACUGCGGGGGCGACAACCUCGGCGUCUACCCGGCGGCCCGGGGCCCCUACGCCGCCGCCGCCGCCGCCGCCAACCCCUACCUGUGGCUCAACGGGGCCGGAGGGGUGGGCGGCUCGACCCCCUCCUACCUGGGGCCGCCCCCGGCGGGCCCGGGGCCCGGGCCGCCCGGCGGCCCCUUCCUGCCCCCGCCCCCCCCGGGACCGGCCGGCGGCGCCGGCGCCGCCGCCUCCGGGCCGCCCUCCGGCUUCGGCUGCCCCCCGCGCCCCUUCGCGGGCCCCGGGGCCCCCGCCGGGUCGCCGUCGCCCGUGGGCGAGCUGGGCUGGCUGUCGCUGGCCAGCCAGGAGGAGCUGCUGAAGCUGGUGAGGCCGCCCUACUCCUACUCGGCCCUCAUCGCCAUGGCCAUCCAGAACGCCCCCGACCGCAAGCUCACCCUCAGCCACAUCUACCAGUACGUGGCCGACAGCUUCCCCUUCUACAAGCGCAGCAAGGCCGGCUGGCAGAACUCCAUCCGACACAACCUGUCGCUCAACGAUUGCUUCAAGAAGGUCCCGCGCGACGAGGACGACCCCGGAAAAGGCAAUUACUGGACUCUGGACCCUAACUGCGAGAAGAUGUUCGACAACGGGAACUUCCGACGCAAGCGAAAGCGCCGUUCGGAGCCCGGCGCAAACUCCGCGAUGGCGAGCGGGGCGCCCAGACAGGAGGAAGGGCGACCUCCGGGCCCCGCAGCUGCAGGGAAGUCGGUGCCCGGGGACAACAGCCCUCAUUCCUUGCUGGGGUCUUCCCCAUCCCCAGAGCCUCCGGACGAGGCCAAGGGGAGCACCUCGCCAUCCGGAGGCCCCUUGCUCUCCUCCACCCCGUGCCUCAACUCCUUCUUCGGGAGCCUCGGCGCCCUAAGUGCCGGGGGCGCGGGGGUGAGCCACCAGCGAGGGCUCCCGGGCGGUCGCCACUUAGGGCUGGCCGGGAGCCUGCCCGGGGAACUGCACCCGCGGAGCCUCCAGGGGGUCUACCCGCCCAGCAGCUCGCUCCCAGAAGCGCCACCCGACGCUGGGCACCUGGGCACCGGCGGAAACAACGGCGGCAGCGGCAACAGCCAGCGACCCUCCUCCUCAUCCUCCAACUCCUCCUCAUCCUCUUCCUCCUCGUCUACCUCUUCCUCCUCCUAUUACAGCCCCUUUCCCGGGCAGAGCAGCCACUUCGCCAACCCCUUCUACAAUAGCUUCAGCGUCAACAGCCUCAUCUAUCCCCGGGAGGGCUCCGAGGUGUAGGUCCGAGGAAAAGGUGGCCGGAGAGGCGAAGGCCGUUUCCCAGGCAGCUCUGCAGGCAGGUUCGGUGGCCCAUCUGGACACCCGUAGAAGGACCACCGGAGACACGGUUUUAAUAAAAAGAAAACCACCUAACGAAAUAGAAUAAUCAAAGCCUUGCAUCGCCUCCCCUUUGCUUUCUCUCCCAACCACUACUCAGCCCAGGACAGCCUUCUUGCAAAUGCACGGAUUAGUAACUGUGGAGACGAUCACUCUACUUUGCCCUGAGGAGCAAACGUAGGCGAGACGCGAGACAUUAGCUUCCGAGACCAGAAAAGGGCCAGGGGAGGGAGGGUUACCUGCCUCCUCGUCGGUAGAAACGUUCUUUCCAGUGCCCUGAUUUUAGGAGGAAAAUGAAGAUGUUUCUUCCAAAGUGCCUUUGACCUUGUCAUUCCCCAACUCAACUUCACCAAAGAGGCCAACUGUCCUCAGGAGCGGGCAUCAAGGAACUGACCUGAGGGUGCGUGGGUGUUUUUGUUUUUUUUUUAAUGAAUUUUUGUAUGUACCACUCUGUAAAUAAUUUCUAUACGGUUUUAUAUUUUGUAAAUUAAGUGUUGAAAGUUGUACUUAUUUAUAAUUUUGAACAGGGAUAAAAUUUAUUUUUUUCCUUAAAAAAAUUCCUACGAAUUUCUUCAGGCUGAUGAGAAUCAAGUGGAAUAAACUCUUCCCCACGUUGGGUGUUCUCUA